This is a messenger RNA of Paramacrobiotus metropolitanus, 1025 nucleotides long. RefSeq lists its product as uncharacterized. The coding region runs from base 244 to 888 and encodes 214 amino acids. The transcript has 6 exons. The record is from RefSeq and is a predicted model, not a curated record. Lineage: Eukaryota; Metazoa; Tardigrada; Eutardigrada; Parachela; Macrobiotidae.
UUAAGCUUUACUCUACAGCACAGUCAUCUGGAAGAAUAUUAUUCAACACUUCGCAGAAAAAUUUCUUCUAAAUUUCUGACCUAUUAAUUUACUCCUGGGAAGAUCUCCCAUUGACGAUGGGUCAUUUAAUAAACGGAAGAUGUAUCCCGGAAAUUUCAGAUUUAUAUGCUUGGCCGAAUUUGACUAGUGUCACGAAGCUCACUGCAUAAUCUAUGAAACUUUCUCAUAUUGUAGCAGGCACAAAUGAGUGUUCCUCAUGGAGACCUUGGCCAUUCUACGGGUAGAUCUGCUGCACAUCCUGAUGCCAGCGCGGUGCCGGUUGAACAUGCUCACAACGUUCAGAAAGCAGUGCAGCUACCAUUAUCAAACCAAAACAAAUAUCGUGACGCGGCAGUUAUUGCAAUAUCGCGAGAAGGGAUCAGUUAUACGUUUUUGGCCAGUGAAUCCCAUGCAGAAUUUCCAACGACUUCGCAGAUAUGGAAAUCUAAUGAUAAGCCUUCUCCUCAUGAAACAGUUCAACUUCAACAGGAAAAGGAAAGCACUAGUAAAACACCAAAGAAAAACCUUUCCAGAUUCGUUGCGACAAGCAUAAUUGGUCGAUCCACGAGUGCGAAGUCCAAUGCAGCGCACUGCUCAGAAAUACUGGACGAACCGGAAGUAGUGGACCUAACCGAGGCUGUUAGCCGGCAUGACAAAGCACAUAGCAAACUAGAUAUUUUGCAAGCGGCUGCACACGAUCAGUCUCAGGAUGAUCCUACAAAUUCAGACGAACUACGCAGCAAGCCUGGACUGGUCGAGAAGCAGAAAACCGGGUUCCGGAAAUACUGGAAGCAGCUGAAAGAUAGCAUCCACCGUAUCCGACCUCAUGAGUUUGCAGAACAUAAGUAAUAUUCAGCGAAUCGCCGUAAAAACGUUAUUCUUACAAGUUAUUUUCAAAAUAUUUUGAGAGGUCAUCAUUUGCAUUAUUACUGCAAACUGCAUAAACAACAUUUAUUAUAAAGAUACUCUGCUGAGUUCGUUGUACU